Molecule: messenger RNA, 1224 nt
Organism: Symbiodinium pilosum
Lineage: Eukaryota; Dinophyceae; Suessiales; Symbiodiniaceae
Source: the annotation of a GenBank genome assembly
AUGUCGCAGGACACCAUGAUUCAGGCCCUCAUGCAGUCGCAGGCGUACAAGCAGCAGCCUGAGAAGAAUCAGCAUCACCUCGUCAUCUACGACAGCAAAACGGAAGGGGAGAGCAAGACCCAGCCAGCCAUCAGGAUGCCGGCGAACAGGCCGACGUACAUGUCCUCUGUUGUGGGCGCGAGCCUUCGGGCAUUUUGCCCGGAGUAUCUGGCAACCGGUACUGCCGAUGAGGAUGCGCUCAGCAUCAACGAGCAGACCAUCUUCAUGUUCUUCGAUGCCUUCAAACAUGACAACCAGGCUACGUUCGAGAAGAUUUUCAACUUGCCAGACCGGAAGCUGAAGAGGGCCAAGCGCAUCCUGUAUAUUUCGUACGAGGAGUCCACCUACCUACGCCGGACACGCGCCAGAGUCAGCCAAUGGACAGAUCUCGAUAUCGUGGAGCAGGCUCUCAUCAUUUCCCAGAACAGUUUGAAGCUGGAGCUGCGUAAGCGCCUUGUGUACGACAACUGCACCAACCGCUUCAAUCACAUCGGCCCUGUCACCCUGGAGGACCCGAGCUCGGACUGGAACCUCAGCUUGGCGGACAAGAAGGAGCUUCUUGGGGACACUCUGCGCGAGUCUGGGGGGAGAUCGGCAGUAGAAGCGGAGGACAGCGGCGGCAGGCGAGCUGCGACCGACCUCGAGCCGGUUAGCUGGCACGGCAAUAGCACCGACUUCUGGAAGGAAAUUCUUCACGGCUACCUCGCAGCAACCUGCACCGACUGCACCCCGCAGAAUGACAAUCUCGCGGUUGCUUGCAUCCUGCUGGGAGUGAAGUACGUGGCGUUUUUGAAUACCCCAGCUCACGCAGAACUGUUGAGCCCGCGCCUUGAGGAGCAGAUCUUCAAGCUCAUGAGGGACCCGACCUGUGAGGAGCUCUACGUGCCCGUGGCCAUGUCGGAGCUUUCCUUCUUGAAUCCUGAUGCGCCUGUUCAACGACACGCCAGGCAAGGCUGGUGGCCGAGGAAGAAAAGGGCAGGCAAAGGCAAGGCUGGUGGCCGAGGAGAGAGUGAUGGCAACAAGGGUGCUGGAGGCACAGGCGCAGAAGCUGGGGGCAAGAGCGCAGGACAGGACGGCAGCGAAGGCAAAGGUGGGUCAGGCGAGGGCAGCGUGAGCCAACGCAAGAAGAAGGGCGCAGGGAAAAGCCAUGGAGGAGUUGAGGACUUGGCAAGCCUGUUGCAGUAG